GCUGGCCGCAUGCUCAGUGCUGAGACGUUCGCGUAUGUCCUGUGCGCGUUCCCGGUUUGGAGAGGUCCGUGCCAUGUCCACCCGCCUCGGGGAAAAGGUGCUUUGUUUCUCAAAGCUAUAAUUCAAGAAAACUGACUAAAUGUAUCGAUGAGCGAUCAGCCAUAAAGGCCAAGCCCAGACAACCAGAACCCUGGUCUGAUCAGAACCCCAUUCUCUCCCCCUGUUGCCGACUGCCGACGCCCUGGGACCCGUCGUCGCCAUGGAGACGGUGGUGAUCGUGGCCAUUGGGGUGCUGGCCACCAUCUUCCUGGCCUCCUUCAUUGCCCUGGUGGUGGUGUGUCGACACCGCUACUGCCACCCCCACCACCUGCUGCACCACUUCAACUCCAAGUCCAAUGGACUGACCUGCUGGUUUGAAGCUAUAAAUCUAUGGAUUGAACAGAGCGACUUCACAGCACUAAGACCCAAUGUUGACCUGAUCGGUGCCAUGGAAACCCAGAGUGAGCCGUCUGAGCUGGAGCUGGACGACGUGGUCAUCACCAACCCUCACAUCGAGGCCAUCCUGGAGAACGAGGACUGGAUCGAGGACGCCUCUGGCUUGGUUUCGCAUUGUAUAUCCAUCUUAAAGAUCUGCCACACCCUGACUGAAAAGCUGGUUGCCAUGACAAUGGGCUCAGGCGCUAAGGUGAAAGCCCCAGCCAGCCUCAGUGACAUCAUCACGGUGGCUAAACGCAUCAGUCCGAGGGUGGAUGACGUUGUGCGAUCUAUGUACCCUCCACUGGACCCCAUACUCCUGGAUGCCAGGGCCACCGCCCUCCUUCUGUCAGUCAGUCACCUGGUGCUGGUGACCCGCAACGCCUGUCACAUGUCUGGCAGCAUGGACUGGAUCGACCAAUCACUGCAUGCCGCUGAGGAUCACAUGGUGGUGCUGCGGGAGGCGGCGCUAGCGUCCGAACCGGAACGGAGUCUACCUGGAAUAGACGUGCAGAGAGAGCAGGCCAUCUAGAACACACAGACACGUACAUACACACACGCAUACACUCCUUCUCUAUACAUUAUACACAUCUCGGGCACAUUCUCACACGUACACAAUGCUUGAUAAACACACAAUAAGAAAACUCAACACAUUCCCACUUUCCCGCUGCCAUUCUGUGCUGAUUUACAUACAGAUGGGUUGCCAGAUAAUAGAAUAGAGCUGAUUUUAGAAACCGAGAGGUGCCAGAUCCUUGUGCUAUUUUCCUCUUGAUCCUUUCACUUUUAUCAUGUUUCUGGUUUUGUAUAUAGUCAUGUAUAACCAUAAUGCAUGUUAUGAUUAGGAUCUAUAUAGGUUUUAUGUUACACUCUCAGAUUCAUAUUGUCUUGUAAGUAAAGUGCAGAGCUCACUGAGAUAGGCUUGUGUGUAGUUGUUGCCAUGGACGACUAGCCCCUUGAUAUUCAUUCCUGAGUGUCUUCCAUCUCCCAGUGGUGAGCUGUAAUCUGCCCCGUUAGGAGUGCACAGUCACAUGGAAGCUUAAAUUUAGUCAACUAAUCCAUGUGGAGGGAAAACCCUGGACACCCAAUAGGACCAAAGGCAGGGGAAAUGCAUGCACAUCUACUCAGAGCAAUUCACUCUUACUCAGAGCAAUACACGCUUACUCAGAGCAAUACACUCUUACUCAGAGCAAUACACUCUUACUUAGAGCAAUACACUCUUACUUAGAGCAAUACACUCUUACUUAAAGCAAUACACUCUUACGUAGAGAAAUACACGCUUACUCCGAGCAAUACACUCUUAGUCAGAACAAUACACUCUUAAUCAGAACAAUACACUCUUACUUAGAGCAAUACACUCUUACGUAGAGAAAUACACGCUUACUCAGAGCAAUACACUCUUAGUCAGAACAAUUCAAACUUACUCAGAGCAAUACAUGCUUACUCAGAGCAAUACAUGCUUUCUCAGAGCAAUACACUCUUACUCAGAGCAAUACACUUACUUAGAGAAAUACACACCUACUCAGAGCAAUACAGUUACUUAGAGAAAUACACAACUACUCAGAGCAAUACACACUUACUCAGAGCAAUACACUCUUACUCAGAACAAUACACUCUUACUUAGAGAAAUACAGUCUUACUCAAAGCAAUACACUCUUACUUAGAGAAAUACAGUCUUACUCAGAACAAAACGCUGCUACUUUUUUUUUUUUUGAACCAGAAUCUUUGUGAGCCGUGUCAAAUGAGGUGGAGGUGAAUUUGCGUGCCUUGUGCUGACCGGUGGUGCGAUGUUAUUGGAGCAUGGCUAGCUGCCUCUCCAUGCAUGCCUAAUACCGUAGCUAGAACUGAAACCCAAGAGCAGUAAUCACAGCAUAACCCAGCUUUACACACACACACACUGUCCAGCCCUAACACAGCUCACAGAGCUGCAAACACUGCGCCACACACUCGAGCUUACGGAGCAACUGUAACAGAGCUCACACGCUGCUAACCUAAGGAGCAACUGUACACAGUGAUACACACACUUACGCAAAGAGACACCGUCGAUACUGUAAAUGCACACAAAAGACUUUAUGGGCAAAAGCUUAGAGACAAAUCAGGCGUUUUUUUCCCCACAUGGUCUUUCUGAGAAGACAUGCCUUUUGUGCCUUGUUCCUUCUUAUAAUUCAAGCUCUGAAAUUCAGCCUACGAAAAGACUGCCAGUAGAACUGCAGCUUACAUCAGAUAAGCAGAGCUCUGUGAUGGAACGAUAUUGAUUAGGAUGAAACAUGAAGAAAGUGGCCACUCCUUUAUUUUCCUGGUUUCCGUCGUUUAUUACAAUUGAUUUUUUUGUUGUUGUAUGUAAGCAUGUUUCGUGCUGUUUCCUUACCCCUCCUCUUUUUCAACUUUCUCUUUAUAACCUCCAUUGAUUUGUACAGGUAAAUUAAAGUUUCAUAGGAAAAUG
Messenger RNA from Oncorhynchus gorbuscha (pink salmon), 2914 nucleotides. It is a transcript of the gene tmem98, whose product is annotated as transmembrane protein 98. The transcript has 8 exons. The coding region runs from base 260 to 1006 and encodes 248 amino acids. The record is from RefSeq and is a predicted model, not a curated record. Gene Ontology annotation, cellular component: endoplasmic reticulum. Lineage: Eukaryota; Metazoa; Chordata; Actinopteri; Salmoniformes; Salmonidae.